This is a messenger RNA of Auanema sp. JU1783, 1806 nucleotides long. The record is from the annotation of a GenBank genome assembly. Lineage: Eukaryota; Metazoa; Nematoda; Chromadorea; Rhabditida; Rhabditidae.
AUGCGUCUUCGGUCGGCUGUUUGCCGGGCCGUCUUAGUGACUAGUAUAGUAUGGAUGCUUUUGGGUAGUUUGGUUUUACUGUAUUUAUUAGAACCGGGUUCAUCCUCCGUUAGCUCAGACGCGAACAGAAUUGUUAGACCCGAACGAUAUGAUGCCAAACAGAGCUUCGACAAGCCAGAUGAUGCUCCAAAAGCAUUGAAGCUUCAAGAUGAUGAUAUUGAUCCUGCUGUUAAAAAAGAGUUGAUAAUGCUUAUGAGCGUUGGCGCUUUCGGGGAACCUAAUCAUGGAGAGAACGGUGCAGCUGUUUCUGUCGAUAACAAUAAUAACCGAUUCAACGAAAAUCAGUUUAAUGUGGUUGCCAGUGAAAUGAUCUCUGUUAAUAGAAGUUUGCCUGAUUAUCGCUCAUCACAAUGUCAACAACUCUCGGAAACAUACGAGACAGAAAACUAUCCGAAAACUUCCAUUAUCAUAGUUUUCCACAAUGAAGCAUGGACAACUCUGUUGAGAACGUUACACUCAAUAGUGAAUAGGUCUCCUUUACAUUUAUUAGAAGAGAUUAUCAUGGUGGAUGAUCUUUCUGAUCGAGACUACCUCAGAGCUCCUUUGGAAGCAUACUGUAAGAGAUUCCCCGUUCCUGUCAAAAUUGUUCACUUGCCUGAAAGAAGUGGUCUUAUCAGAGCGAGAUUGACUGGUAGUGGACUAGCAAAAGGAAAAAUUCUCCUUUUCUUGGAUGCCCACGUUGAGGUAACUCAAGGAUGGCUUGAGCCAUUGGUUGACAGAGUAGCUUCUGAUAGAAAAAGAGUUGUUGCCCCUCUUAUCGAUGUCAUAUCAGACGACACGUUCGAAUAUGUGACUGCUUCUGAUACAACCUGGGGAGGCUUCAAUUGGCAUUUGAAUUUCCGAUGGUACCAAGUGCCAAAGAGAGAGUUGGCUCGUAGAAAUGGUGAUAGAGCAUCUCCUAUCCAAACUCCUACUAUAGCUGGUGGAUUAUUUGCCAUCGAUAAGCAGUUCUUCUAUGAUAUAGGAUCUUACGAUGAGGGCAUGGAAGUCUGGGGAGGAGAGAACUUGGAAAUUUCUUUCAGAGUUUGGAUGUGUGGAGGAUCGCUAGAAAUUCAUCCAUGCUCAAGAGUAGGACAUGUCUUCCGUAAGAAAACACCUUAUACUUUCCCUGGUGGAACAGCCAAGGUCAUUCAUCAUAAUGCUGCACGUACUGCCGAAGUUUGGAUGGAUGACUACAAGCAGUUCUUCUAUAAAAUGGUUCCGGGUGCAAAGACUGUUGACAUGGGAGACAUUACCAAGAGAGUUGAGUUGAGGAAGAAUUUGCAAUGCAAGAGCUUCAAAUGGUAUUUGGAGACCAUUUAUCCAGAAGCACCUGUUCCUUCCGAGUUCCGUUCUCUUGGUUACAUUCAGAUGGAUGCAACUGAACUCUGUGUAGACACUAUGGGUAAGAAGGAAGGAGGAAACCCAGGAAUCACUACUUGUCACGGCGCUGGUGGAAACCAGAAAUACACUGCACCUCGUUUAGCUGCAGAACAGGCUUGGGCUCUUACUGGUAAAGGAGAAAUCCGUAGUGACGAUCUUUGUCUCUCGUCUGGCCUUCCAUUCGCCAUGGACGAUUCAUUGAAACUGGAGAGAUGUACAGGAGCGACUCCUAACAACAAGCAUAUCUUCCACAUUGUUGGACAGCAGAUCGUUCAUAACAAAACUCAGAAGUGUUUGACAGGCGACGGAUCGAAGUUAGCUCUUCAGAAUUGUAGUACAGAUCGUAAGCAACGCUGGAUGAUAGAGGGAUAUCGUCCUUUCUAA